Molecule: messenger RNA, 1786 nt
Organism: Acanthochromis polyacanthus (spiny chromis)
Lineage: Eukaryota; Metazoa; Chordata; Actinopteri; Pomacentridae
Gene: dgcr6
Product: DiGeorge syndrome critical region gene 6
Exons: 5
Coding region: 244-828 (194 amino acids)
Source: RefSeq, a predicted model, not a curated record
GCAUGGAGGCAAAUGUACGUUAAAACUCCUAAGCUAAAAACAGUCUAUUUCUUCCUGUCGAACUGGUUCGGUUACUUUAUCUGCGUUUUGUUAACGUACGAAAUAAAUUACAAACAGACUGGUUAAUAAUAAAUAACCCUUUUCCCGGAAAACCUUUAACUACAAAAUAGUUAAAUUAGCCGACCGUUGUUCUUAGCUAGCUGGUUGUGUUUACCAACGUCCAGUUCUCAUCUAAUCAAAGAGAUGGACGGUUACUCCGGAGACGUUGACAGCGAUUCUACAAAACAACAAGAAAGACAUUACUACCUGCUAUCGGAACUGCAAACCUUGGUCAAAGACUUACCAAGUUCCUUCCAGCAGCGUCUGUCCUACAACACACUGAGUGACCUGGCUCUGGCACUCAUAGAUGGGACAGUAUACGAGAUUGUGCAGGGCCUCCUGGAUAUUCAACAUCUCACAGAGAAAAAUCUGUACAACCAAAGGCAAAAGCUUCACUGUGAACACCAAGGACUCAAACAAGAUCUUGUACGGAAACACAAAGAUGCCCUGCUGUCGUGCAAAUCUCACAACCUUGCCCUUCUCAAGUCAAACCAACAAGCAGAGCUAGAGGCUCUGGAAAUCCGAGUGCGAGAGGAACAAAGAAUGAUGGAUAAGAAGAUUGUGGCAGAAAUCGAUCAAAAAGUGAUAGACCAGCAGAACACCCUCGAGAAGGCGGGAGUCCCUGGGUUUUAUAUCACCACUAAUCCUCAGGAGCUGACUAUGCAGAUGAACCUUCUUGAACUGAUCCUCAAGCUUCAACAGAAGGAGUCGCAAUCUGGAAUAAUAUGAGAAGAAUGAUACACAGGCCUAAAUGUGCCUAUUAAGAAACAGAAAAACAUGUUGUGGCCACAAACAACACAUUCCAGUAACUGUGAGCUACAGCAUGAUUUGUCAACAUGUAACACUGCUGUUUCUAAGCAGCAACAGGUUCAGAAAAUGUUGAACAUGUGUUGUUCUGAGUGUAUCAUACUCAAACCUGUGGGAAAAAGCUGGUUCUCAGGUGUUUGAGUAAAAUGAUCCAAGUCCUAGUGGAGAGCUGUAGCAGGCUGUGGCAACUUAGAAGCCGUUGUGAAAUGAGGAGCUUACUUUGUUGCAUAUUUUUCAUCAAUACGUUGUAAACAUCUUUAGGGACACGAUGGAGCAAAAAGAACAGUGGUUUUAACUCAGACUGUAACCGUCAAGUAGUGAGAUGGUCUCAUGUGAGCUUCUUAAGACUCAGAAGUGUCUCCUGUUGCAACAUUUGAGGUGGAAGGGAAAUUGUAUUGGUUUGUGUGCACACAGAGCAAAAUCUGAGCAACUGAAAACAAAGAAUUUGCACUUUUCCAAAUAUUUUUGCUAUUUGAAGUAGUGGAAGUUUGUUGUGCAAAAGUCUUGUUUAUUGCUGGCAUCAAGGUUUAAGAUUGAAACAAGCCAUAUGUUAUGGGUCUGUUUGGACCAAACUAUUUGGGAAUAUUCUAAUAUUUUUCUUACACAUUUGCUGUUUAUUCUAUUUUAUUUUUUGUAUCUGUUCAGUUUGUUUUGGUUCCGUGGGUCCAAACUAAGUGUUGAGUCAACACAAGUGCAUUCGCAGCGAUAAUGUUAAAAUGUCAGUGUUGGUUAAUGAUUAUUGUCUGACAAAUAAGUAACCAUAUACAUUUAAAUUAGUAAUAUGGUACAUGCAUAGAGCUGCCACUUGAGGCUUGCAGUAGCUUCACUGGACAUCAAAAAUGCAUGGAUGCAUAGGUAAAUAAAUCUGCAGCUGAACAGA